CGCGGCGCAGGCGCCAAGUCCGCGAGACGUCGGAGCUCCGCGGGCGCAGGGAAAAUGGCGGAGUACUUGCAGGUGAUGAAGAGGGCGUUGCAACAGCUCGGUGGACAUGGUGGCAUUCGUGGUGCUAUGUGGCAGCUGCUCAGGGUUAAUGAUCUGAAGAUUGGUACUCUAGUAGGGAUCGAUAAGUAUGGAAACAAAUACUAUGAAGACAGAAGAUUUUUUUUGGGUCGUCAUAGGUGGGUCAUAUAUACUGGUGAAAUGAAUGGCAAGAACACAUACUGGGACUUAGAUGGAAGCAUGAUACCUCCUGAAUGGCAUCGUUGGAUUCACUGUAUGGUAGAAGAGCCCCCAACAACACAUCCACCAGUGAGUCGUAAAUUCAUUUUCCAAAAUCAUAAAAUAAAUGAAAGUGGUACUCCUAGACAGUACGUACCAUACUCUACAACACGUAAGAAAAUACAAGAGUGGAUUCCACCAUCUACACCUAGCAAGUGAAAGAAAAAAAAGUGAUUUCCAAAGAAAAUAUUGUUGGUGUGUAUCUUUAUUUAAAAUAAAGGCUUUGAUAAAAA
This is a messenger RNA of Candoia aspera, 569 nucleotides long. RefSeq names its product NADH:ubiquinone oxidoreductase subunit A12 (gene NDUFA12). Gene Ontology annotation, cellular component: membrane. Gene Ontology annotation, biological process: mitochondrial respiratory chain complex I assembly; response to oxidative stress. The record is from RefSeq and is a predicted model, not a curated record. NCBI's taxonomy places the organism in Eukaryota, Metazoa, Chordata, Lepidosauria, Squamata, Candoiidae. The transcript has 4 exons. Bases 55 to 495 code for a protein of 146 amino acids.